This is a messenger RNA of Hypoxylon fragiforme, 438 nucleotides long. RefSeq lists its product as uncharacterized. The transcript has 2 exons. Bases 1 to 438 code for a protein of 145 amino acids. The record is from RefSeq and is a predicted model, not a curated record. NCBI's taxonomy places the organism in Eukaryota, Fungi, Ascomycota, Sordariomycetes, Xylariales, Hypoxylaceae.
AUGCUUGCCUCAGUCAUCACCGUCGUCUCGGCCCUCGCCGCCUCAGUCGUCGCUGUCCCCGACGUCCAAGCCCGUGAAGUUUUGGCUUCAUGGCCUGCCACCAACUUCCAGAAGGCCUGCACACCUGGCCACUGCCAAGCUAUGUUCGAUAUCAGCGCCCCCGCGGGCUACGCUAAGGAUGCCCCGGCCUUCAAGGUCACGUGCAAGGCGCCCCAGAACCAAGCCUACGUCAAGUGCGAAUCUGCCAGCCCGCUUGCCAAGGACUCUUCGGUGCAAUCGAUGUUCACUGAUGGAGCGAGCAAGGACGCCAUGAAGAUCUCGGUGUUCCAUAUUUGGAAUGAGGGUGCGACGACGUUCAACGCCUCCGGCUCCGUUGAGGUCACUCCUUCUGCCACGGGCUUCACGCUGCCCGUCACCUCCCUCACCGGUAUCGCCUAA